Messenger RNA from Papaver somniferum (opium poppy), 303 nucleotides. Its product is annotated as mitochondrial pyruvate carrier 1-like. Gene Ontology annotation, biological process: pyruvate import into mitochondria. Bases 10 to 303 code for a protein of 97 amino acids. Lineage: Eukaryota; Viridiplantae; Streptophyta; Magnoliopsida; Ranunculales; Papaveraceae. The record is from RefSeq and is a predicted model, not a curated record. Gene Ontology annotation, cellular component: mitochondrial inner membrane. The transcript has 3 exons.
AACGAUUCAAUGACAGCAGAAAGGUUUCGCGCGUUCGUGAAUAGUCCCAUGGGGCCUAAAACAACUCACUUUUGGGGUCCUGUUUCAAACAUCGGUUUGCUUGCUUCUGCAGUGGCUGAUAUACAGAAAACCCCAGACUUGAUAUCCGGGAACAUGACCGUAGCAUUGUUUGGGUAUUCAUGUUCGUUCAUGAGAUUCGCGUGGAUGGUACGACCUCGCAACUAUAUGCUCUUAGCAUGUCAUACCUGCAAUGCAUCGUUACAGUUUUAUCAGCUCUCUCGUUGGGCUAAACAUCACGGGUAA